This is a messenger RNA of Plasmopara halstedii, 2445 nucleotides long. Its product is annotated as rna polymerase i-specific transcription initiation factor rrn3. The transcript has 4 exons. The record is from RefSeq and is a predicted model, not a curated record. Gene Ontology annotation, molecular function: RNA polymerase I core binding; RNA polymerase I general transcription initiation factor activity. Lineage: Eukaryota; Oomycota; Peronosporomycetes; Peronosporales; Peronosporaceae. Gene Ontology annotation, biological process: transcription initiation at RNA polymerase I promoter. Gene Ontology annotation, cellular component: nucleus. Bases 1 to 2445 code for a protein of 814 amino acids.
AUGAAUAUACCUUCGGUUUGCGUAACAGAUAGUGUAUAUAAACACAGGGUUUUAGCAGCACUUGUCCACUUAACGUAUUUACCAGAUAAAAUGGCUGGAGCUGCAGCGUUGAUACACUCGACGCUGGGAACGUCGACGACCCCACCGACUGAGGAAGAGGUGGCUAGCAUGCAUCAAUUUAUCGAAAAUGCGCUUGAUCUGGUCAUAAAGGGUAAUACCAAGAGCUACCAGUACCUUAUCCAGCAACUGACGCUUGUACCGGCACCUAUUGUCACGCGUCGCAAGAUUUUUCGUGCUUUGCCACGUUGCAUCUCCACGAUGGCACGUGAACACCACGCUUACCGAGCACUGCUGGAUGUGUUGUUCAAGUUUGACCUGUUGGCCAGCGGAGACCCAUGUGAGGUCGAGGACUACACGAAUUUCAUUGUACAUUUAGUAUCCUCGAAUACGAUUUAUGUGGUUCCAACACUUCACAUGCUCGUACGUAAUAUGCGUCGUCCGCAGAUGAAGGAACUGCCUUUCGACCUUCGAGCACAAUUUGAUGCAGAUCAGGCAAAAGAUGAGGCAAUUCAGAGAGCUGGCAAUAUCGUGAUAGGAGAAUCUUUUAGCACCAAUGGAUCGAUAGAAGCGCAUGAUACAGGAGAACUAAGUUUGGAGGAACGCAUCCAAGCUCGAUUUGAAGCUGCACAUCAGACACUUAAACGUGUACUUGUGCUGGUCCCUACGGCAACCAACGUCUUAUUUCCAAUUUUGUGUGAACAUUUUCCGCACAAGCGAAUGGAUGCCUCGACUCAGGUUGCAUAUUUACGCAAUGUACUGCGUGUCACAGAGUAUGUGGGUGGUUUACGUGAGCGUGUGUUAGGACUGGUGCUUGACCAGCUUGUAGCGAUUGACGUGGAGAUCAAAUUAGACGAAAGCGAAGAGGAUGUAUUUACAAUGGAUGACUUUUUAGAUGAUGACUUAUUACCAUCUGACAAUACGUCGGGACGCAUGGACGAAAUGGCUGAUAAAUUGGACAAAAUGAUGCUCGUAAUGUUUCAGCACAUAGAACAAUGUGCCACAUCAUCACCUUCUACGUCGGAGUUAGCUGAUACAGUACUUCCUAUCGAGGAAAGCAAUACAUACAACAACCUAAACAUGCGUCAAGCAACCUUGAUAUUCAAGUAUUUGCUCAAAGUAUUCGAACACUCGAUUUUAAACACUCAUCGAUCCAAGUAUCCGCAAUUCUUGCUGUUUUACGUUUGUCGAAUGGACCCUCAAUUCCAGGACGUGUUCAUCUCGCAACUUCUUGCAACAUCACUGGAUCCGCAGACACCUCCAACUACACGUCAUAGCUGUGGUGCUUAUCUAGCCAGUUUUCUUGCUCGUGCCAAGUAUAUUUCCGUGGCAUAUCUUCAAAAAGCUUUAUAUCAUUUACUUAAGUGGUUGCAUGACCAAAUGGAUCUUUACGACGCUGCACAUGAAGACCAACAGGACAAAGUGGAACGUUAUGUUGGCACAACAACUCCCAAAAAUGAGGAGCGAGUACUCGAGGAGUCGGAGAAAUUGGAGAUUAAGAGUGUUCGGGGCUUUCAAGAAAGCAUAUUUAUCUCCUCCUUGCAAACCGUGUGUUAUAUGCUAUGCUUUCGCGGACUGGAGAUUGCUACCAGUGACGAUGGUGCUGGCUAUGAGUUCUUGCGCAGUCUUGGCUGGGAACGGCUUUUGAUUACGAAUACUGGCUAUUGUCCAUUGGCGUAUUGUCAACAAACAGUUGCAACUGAGUUUUUGAAUCUUGUCGAAACGUUUGAUUUGGUAUCUGAAGAAUGUCUUGAACGUGUAGACCAAGCGAUUGGCACAGCAACAGUGCCAGCAAAUUUAGCUGCCAAAUCCAUGGAGCAUUCUAAGAAGCCUACGGUAGGAUCUGCUUCUGCUUCUACAUUGAUUGGUCAACGUCAACCUUUAGAGACGUUUUUUCCUUUCGAUCCUUAUCUCUUGCGUCGCUCAUUUCGGUAUAUUGGUCCGUUGUAUUUGUUCUGGAAACAUGCGGAUCCGACAUCAAGUGAGAACUGCGAUUUACUAAAUUCUGUAAAGGCCACAAUUCGUCAGAUGCAGGAGACCGCAGAAGACGAAGGUGACAUAAGCGAGAAAGAAGAAUUGGUUGAUGAUGAUUCAAGUUUAAUUGGAAGCGCGCCUAGGCCAAUGAGUUUGUCGAAUGCCUCGUAUAAUGCAGACAGCUACAUGGGCAGUCUAAAUCGAUCCUGCAACAUGUCAGUUGGUUCGUCUUGCGACGAUGAAGCAUUAAAUGAUGAUGAUCGGAUAGCACAUCGGCGACAAUUGCCAGCACGCACUAUGUUUGAUCCAUCUCCUUGUCUAUCAGCGAGUUCACCGCCAUCAAGACUUCCGCCACUAGGUGCUACCGAUGCAUUCACUUUAGGAUUUGAUGAAGACGAAGAUAAUGGAUUCUAA